UGAACACAGCACGUCACAUUUCCGGGGCCAUUUACGGGAAGCACCUGAACGCAGCACCACAUUAGCAGCACUCCGGCGGCGGUGAAAAGAUGCAGACUAUAAAGUGUGUGGUGGUCGGCGAUGGUGCAGUGGGAAAGACCUGCCUGCUUAUCUCUUAUACCACCAACAAGUUUCCCUCUGAAUACGUCCCCACGGUGUUUGAUAACUAUGCCGUGACAGUGAUGAUUGGCGGGGAGCCGUACACUCUGGGACUGUUUGACACUGCAGGACAGGAGGAUUAUGACAGACUGCGACCCCUCAGCUAUCCUCAGACUGACGUCUUCCUCGUCUGUUUCUCCGUCGUGUCGCCUUCCUCCUUUGAGAACGUCAGAGAGAAGUGGGUGCCGGAAAUUUCACACCACUGCCCACGGACGCCCUUCCUGCUGGUCGGGACUCAGGUGGAUCUGAGAGACGACAGCAACACUCUGGAGAAACUGGCCAAGAACAAACAGCGAGCCCUGACCUGUGAGAGCGGAGAGAAGCUGGGCCGCGAGCUGAAGGCCGUCAAAUACGUGGAGUGCUCGGCUCUUACGCAGAGAGGACUGAAGAACGUGUUUGAUGAGGCCAUCCUGGCAGCUCUGGAGCCUCCAGACAACAAACCCAAGAAGCGCUGCGUCCUGUUAUAGACGCCACCAGAAGAAGAAAAGGAGGAGGAGGAGGAGGAGGAGGACAGGGAGGUGAUGAUGAACCCAGAUGGGAACCGAGGGAGGGAGAACCGAGGGAGGGGUGGGAGGGUAUGGAGGUGGACAUGUUUAAACGGUGCCUUCAGUCGUAGUGACUUAACUUGGGUGUGGUUUUGGAACGGACGGGUGCUUCAUGUCAGCCUAACAUGACUAACACAUUUGAACAACACUCCUCACUAACCAGGAAACGGGGUUUUAAUAAUGGGAGGAAGCAGCACGGAGGUUUGAACCUCAGACGCCUUGAAGAUGCAAACAAUGGAUGGAGUCACGUUUACAGCAGAAACCGGCGACCGCCUUCAUUAGAAAUUCACGAAAAUCUCUCUGCACAAAUCAUUAGUCUUAAAGAAUGGUGUAAAAUGACUGAACCUGGUAAACUGCUGGUUUUAGUUUUAAUGAUCUGCUGAUGUUUGGGUUCCUGCACCGCGCUACGUGGAGAAAUAAAAAGUUUUGAAGUGGAAAGAAAUAUGUCUUUGGUCUGCAGUAGAGAAGGUGGCACCACAUCGUCAGCUUUUAACGCCGCUUCCAGGCAGCUUUUCAACCUAAAAAAUAAAACAACCUUGCAGCUUUUUGCCUUUUUGUGGCAUUUCAAGCGUAAAUGUUCUCACUUAGAUGUUAAAAAAUAGGCCAGGAAUAAAAAAUAAGCUCUCUAUUUCCAGUUUAUUACCGUUUCUAUGCAGGUGUACAUCCUGGGUAAUUACAUGGGGCCAGUGUAGCUGCUUUCAUCACUUCGCAAUUAAACUCAAGCUAAUUCUUGAAUUUCUUCUUCAGCUGUCGUCAUCACAUUUACUACUAACUGACUAAAAUGAAUCUCGGUGAGAUUAGAAGAAAUGCAAAUAAAACCUCCACAUCUUACAUUUGACCUCGGUAUGAUCAGAAGUUGGAUGUUUUUUCCUGAAACGGUCAGAUGUGGAGCUUCAGCGGUCAGUGGCGUCUGGAACAUGACUUCAUCCAUGUGAAAGGAAACGAAGACUGUGGCUGCUCUGAACGAAAGCAGACUGUAAUCACUGUACACAUACGGUAAUAAGAGAGCAAUCCUUUCUUUAUAGUUUUAGUGCACAGAAAUUGAUCAUAGAACGUCAAUAUUGUGUCAGAUUAAGCUACAGGUAUAGAGGAACUGAACACCCUGCAGCGUUUAUUUGUCACUUCUGGCUAACUUUAACCUGUAGACGUUAACUCGCACACAAACUUAGAUCCAAAAACUGAAGACUGGACAAUCCAAAAAUGAAAGCUCACCAUCACCCUAUGAUGUACGAUGCAUUCCAUGACACGUCCGCCUGACAACAGGUUCAGUGCAGCCACAGGAUCAGAUCUUCAGUGACGGACAGAACACACACGCGUCCAUGCAGUAGAUAAACGGUGCCGUCAUGCAUAGCAAAGCUGUAAACUUUCUCGGUGAAAACGCCGCUUUCCAAACUAUUUUCUCUCCUAAAUUCUUUGUCCAUCUGGCUACAAAUGUAGAACAAUCGCCAAAUUCAGUCAGCGUCACGGGGUUUCCACCUGACGACGCGUGAAUGUUUGGCCAACAGAGGCCUUUUCUCUGCUGAAGCAAACGCAGAAUCUCUACUGAUCAGUGGAUGUUCACUCAUGUUGACUAAAAACUCCAAACUGCACACAGAUCUGGACAUGUUUCAUGAAAGGUGUUCAGAAUCGGCAGCACCGAGAUGAUCAGAACGGAGAAUAAAUGGAGCAGUUCAAUGAUUUAACCACUUUUAUCGAUCGGGGUUUCAUUCAGGUAGCACUUUUGUUCAUGAAAUAGUCAGAAAUAACAAGAAAAUGGAGAGAUUUCUGUCAGACUUAUCGUUGUGCAGAGUCACCAAACACAGAUAACUUGAAUCUUAAGCCUUAAUUUCACUCUGAUUGUUCCAAAUGAGCGUCAAACUUCAGAAAAUGAAUCUUCCAGCUCUGGAAACGCCUUAAGAAACAUUAUUUCCUUUUCCGACUUUCCUACUGGAGAUAAUCGCUGCCUUAUUGCUUAAAACCAGUCGACACGGUGGAAACGUUCCCUCUUUUUGUCUUAAAAUCAAACUUAGCACUGUUAAAGCAGACGUGGCCAAAGAGCAAACAGCUGCUUCAUGACCUCCUCACAGAUCUCCUGCUUCUCUCCUCCUGACUGGAAAACCUCAAGGUGUGUUAGCACCUCCUGGAGGCCUUAAAGGGGAACACCGCUCAGUUUAAAGGUUCAUUCGAGUCGUUUCUUUUGGCCAAAUUAGCACAUGAGGACAUAAAGAAACGUCACAGUUUAGACUUGAAUCCGUAGCGUCACCGGUCACACCUUCAGUUAUCUAGAAGCAGCUUCACGGGGUUCAGGAGGUUCUCAGAUUCUAGACGCGUUUUUAAUGAGAAUGCUGCCGAUUCCAGUCACCAGAAUGAAGAGAAAUAAAAAGACUUUUAACUCGUCAUUCUCAAACUGAGCAACAGAAGGUGGGUUAACUGGUGAUUCAUUCUAAAGUUCUCUAGGAAAAUGUUCAACCCUUAAACUGAACGUAUUUCCCGUCAAAACAAACUGAAAUUCCACUUUUCUUCUAAUUUCUCUCUCUAUAUAGUUUUGAGAUGACGGUUUAUUCCGAUAAUGUAUGGAUGAUUACAAGUAUUAUAGAUAUUUUUCUUUUGCUCCUUUAUUGUUUCGUAGGGGAACAUUAUCGUAGCACGUGUUAUGGAGUUUUUAUUUCCUUUUUAGGUAUUUUUACUUCUUACUUGACAGUUGAGUGCCAACAGUUGGAUUGAGUAUCGCCGGCCUGGUUUGACAAACUAAACGAUUAUAAGCUUCUGAUGGCAGAAAAAAAACAACAGAACAGCUGAAGCAAUAAUUCCAGAUGUGGGAAACUCUGUACUGAAAGAUGAAUGUUGGAAGUUGUGGGUGUUCGGAAAUAAUAAAAACAAUACUUGAAUGUUGUUUCACCUCGA
Molecule: messenger RNA, 3626 nt
Organism: Acanthochromis polyacanthus (spiny chromis)
Lineage: Eukaryota; Metazoa; Chordata; Actinopteri; Pomacentridae
Product: cell division control protein 42 homolog
Exons: 6
Coding region: 90-665 (191 amino acids)
Biological process (GO): small GTPase-mediated signal transduction; modification of synaptic structure
Cellular component (GO): dendritic spine
Molecular function (GO): GTP binding; GTPase activity
Source: RefSeq, a predicted model, not a curated record